AUAUCAGUACUAAAAAUUCUCCAAAGCAUCAAUAUGGAAUUGUCUAAGAUUUCAUUCGCUCUCAUUUCCUUCACAGCCAUUGCCCUACUCCAUUCCAUUCAUGCCCAAGACUCACCGCAAGACUAUCUUGAUGCCCACAACGCAGCUAGAGCUGCAGUGGGUGUUGGGCCCUUGACAUGGGAUGACCAAGUAGCGCGUUUUGCACAAGACUAUGCCAAUACCCAUGUAGGUGACUGCCAACUCGUCCAUUCCGGUGGGAAAUACGGUGAAAACCUUGCGAUGAGCUCCGGCGACUUGUCGGGCACAGAUGCCGUCAACUUGUGGGUGGGAGAGAAGGCCGACUAUGAUUACAACUCGAAUACUUGCGCCGCUGGCAAGGUUUGUGGACAUUAUACGCAGGUCGUUUGGCGCAACUCGCUACAUGUUGGGUGUGCUAAAGUGAGGUGCAACAGUGGAGGUACCUUUAUUGGGUGCAACUAUGAUCCCCCGGGCAACUAUGUUGGGGAAAAACCUUACUGAGCUAUUUUGAGAAGCACUCAGUAUUUUAUGGAGUAUGUACUUCAAAGAAUAAGAUGGAAGAUGUAACUGUAUCAUUCCUCGUAGAAUGUCAUCUUAAUCACGUAUUGGAAUAAAUUCUUAUGCGUUUUGAUGCUAAA
Molecule: messenger RNA, 656 nt
Organism: Rosa chinensis
Lineage: Eukaryota; Viridiplantae; Streptophyta; Magnoliopsida; Rosales; Rosaceae
Product: pathogenesis-related protein 1
Exons: 1
Coding region: 34-519 (161 amino acids)
Cellular component (GO): extracellular region
Source: RefSeq, a predicted model, not a curated record